This is a messenger RNA of Danio rerio (zebrafish), 3461 nucleotides long. It is a transcript of the gene mmp14a, whose product is annotated as matrix metallopeptidase 14a (membrane-inserted). Gene Ontology annotation, biological process: proteolysis. Gene Ontology annotation, molecular function: metalloendopeptidase activity; zinc ion binding; metallopeptidase activity. Gene Ontology annotation, cellular component: membrane; extracellular matrix. Lineage: Eukaryota; Metazoa; Chordata; Actinopteri; Cypriniformes; Danionidae. The record is from RefSeq and is marked provisional.
CAACGGAGGACAAAAGAAAUCUCAAGUGCAGGAUGACAAUAUAGCACAGACCUAUGAUUAAUAUAUUUCACAUCUGAAGACAUCUGAGCUCCAGUUUUACUUUUGGAAAACUCUUCAUUAUGAUCGUGCGUACUUCUUAAGUUAGUCUUUUUAUACUUUGGAAAAACUACAGACUUUUACCAUUUUUAACGAUUGGAAUGGUCUGACUCAGGAAAAACUAACUGAAAAACUACGAGGAAAAAAAUCGUAAGAAAACGGAGCCUUGAGCUUUUUUGUGUCCCGACUUGAGUACCGUCGCGCAUUAAGGAAUGUUACCGAAACUGCAGACGUUACCUCGGCUUCUGCCUCUCGCCCUCGCAAGUGUGUUUCUGGUGCAGAGCGGGACCAGUGACAAAGAAGUGAGACCAGAGGCAUGGCUCCAGCAGUAUGGGUAUCUUCCUCCUGGUGAUGUUCGGGCUCAGGCGAUUCGCUCUCCUAAAUCUAUCAACUCCGCUAUCUCGGCCAUGCAGAAAUUCUACGGCCUCACCGUCACUGGCACCAUGGAUCCAGCUACGCUCUCGGCAAUGCAGAGGCCGAGAUGUGGCGUUCCUGAUAAAUUUGGCUCUGAACUGAAGAGCAACCUAAGAAAAAAACGCUAUGUCGCCCAGGGCUCUAAAUGGGACAAAAGAGAGGUCACUUUCAGUAUCCAGAACUACACUCCAAAAGUGGGCGAGCGGGCCACACAUGAGGCCAUCAAGAAGGCAUUCAGAGUUUGGGAGGCCGUGACGCCACUCAAGUUUCGUGAAAUCCCAUACAGUCAGAUCAAUGGCAAGGUGGAGAAGUUUGCAGACAUCAUGCUUUUCUUUGCGGAAGGCUUUCAUGGAGACAGCACCCCAUUUGAUGGCGAGGGAGGUUUCCUGGCCCAUGCGUACUUCCCUGGUCACGGCAUCGGAGGAGACACACAUUUUGAUGAAGCAGAGCCUUGGACAACAGGCAACGUUGACAAGGGAGGUAAUGAUGUGUUCCUGGUGGCGGUGCAUGAAUUGGGUCAUGCACUUGGUUUGGAGCACUCAGGCGAUCCCUCUGCCAUCAUGGCUCCGUUUUACCAGUGGAUGGACACUGAGAACUUUGUACUGCCCGAAGAUGACAGACGGGGAAUCCAGCAAAUAUAUGGUGCAGGCUCUGAGGACAAGCCACAACCACCGGCCCCCCGGCCCCCUACUCGCACACCAGACCGGCCUUCAUUUGGUCCCGACAUAUGUGAGGGACACUUUGACACCAUUGCGUUCCUCAGGGGAGAGAUGUUCGUCUUCAAGGAAAAGUGGUUCUGGCGAGUGCGUAAUGGUAAACCUCAGCAGGGGUAUCCCAUGCCCAUUGGACAUUUCUGGAAAGGACUGCCUCCGUCCAUCAACGCAGCUUAUGAACGCAAUGAUGGGAAGUUUGUUUUCUUUAAAGGUGAUAAGUACUGGGUUUUCAACGAGGCUAAAAUGGAGGAAGGUUAUCCGAAAACAUUUAAGGAGCUUGGCACAGGACUACCAAGAGACAAGCUGGACGCCGCCAUUUUCUACACACCCACUGGCAACACUUACUUCUUCCGAGGAACUAAAUAUUACCGUUUCAAUGAGGAAAGCAGAUCUGUGGAUUCGGAUUACCCCAAAGAUAUCGGUGUAUGGCAAGGAGUACCAGAUAAUGUCAAAGGAGCCUUCAUGAGUGAGGAUGGAGCCAACGCCUAUUUCUACAAAGCCAAUAAGUACUGGAAGUUUAACAAUCAGCAGCUGAAAGUGGAGCCCGGUUUUCCCAAAUCGGUCCUCACUAACUGGAUGGGCUGCGAAGCAGAGGAGCCCAAGAGGAGAGCCGGCACAGAUGAGGAGGUGCUCAUCAUUGAAGUGGACGGCUCGGAGGGCGGAGCCAUGGGCGGAGCUGCAGCUAUCGUCAUCCCACUCUUUCUUCUGGCCUGCGUACUCAUCACUCUGGGGGCUCUUCUGUUCUUCCGGCGCUACGGGACCCCUCGGCGCCUACUCUACUGUCACCGCUCUCUGCUCGAUAAGGUUUAAAGAGGAACACGACAGGCACAGGAUGAGAAGAGAAAGAAUGAAACAAGGAGGAAGGAUCUGGAAUGGGAAGAGUGAACACCAAGCUUUACAGGUCUGCAUGCAGGAAGAGAUGGAAAAGUGAAGGAUGUGUAUUGUUUGUUUUAUUAUUUACAUUUACUUCUCUACCAUUAAUAGAAAAAACAAAUCUGAAAUGGAGUGGGAGAUAAGAGAGACAGACAGCCCCUGUUCAUCUCUCACGUGCACCUUUUUCCUUAAAGUCCACGUAAGAUCAAAAUGUACGAUGUUUAUUUCUCUAGCUCACAUUGUUAUUCUGAAGGUGAAGAAUUCAUCUGUGCAUUUUAAUCCACUGAAAAAAGUUUUGGUAAUCUUUAAAGGCGGUCCUUCUCUGUUGACAUCAGCUCGAUGGUUUUCCAUAGCAACUGCAUAGCAAUAUUCUUAACCACACCCCUCUUUAUGUUAGUUUGCUGUAAGGGAACUAUGCGCAAGAGAAAACCCCGCCCCCCCACUCAAUAUUCUGUUUCAGUUGGAAGUACAUCAACUCACUGAAAUAAAAGUCUUAGCAUCUUCCGGUUGCUUCCAGACUUUUCAUCUUCUUUGCAGUAUAUAAUCCCUACUUUAUCCUCUCUGAUAAACUCAACUUGACUCCAGCCGGGUGGCUGUUUGAUUAACAUGUUCUUUACACUAAUUUUACACAAACUCAAAAGCUCUUUUUUUACAUUGCUCACCCAAAUGAACCCUCUUGUACUCCAUAAAGUGCCUUUGCCAUUUAAUUAAUGGGCUGGAAGGACUAACACAAUAGGCCUUCCUUCACCUUUUAUUCACCUAAGAUAUUUGCACAAGGUAUGGCUCGACUGUAGAGACCUGCUGUCCGUGAAAGGUCAAAGGUUAAAGGUCAAAGUUCAGGGAGCGGGAAGCUGAGCAGCUUCUGGAGUAGGCCAGUGAUAAAUGCACCUAUAGAGCAGAGCUGUUCAUCUGUUUCAACUCAAAAUAUUAUUGACUAUCGUCGUGUUUGGUACAUUUUACUUUAAUUAUGUCAAUAAUAAUUGGCAUCGUUAUUAUAACUAUGGUUAUUGUUAUUGUUGUUCUCCAUUCUUAGCCUUAGAUUUAAAUUGUCAUUUCAAGACCUGCUGGACACAGGCAGAACGUGACAUCUUUCAAAUUAGCUUUCAUUGUUUUCCUAUCAGGUUUAAGGGGCGUAACAUUUUCUUACUUUCCACCUUAAAGGAAUCAAGAAUUAUUUAUGAAUGGUAAUGGUGCUUUGGGUUUUCUGUAGAAACCGGUACUGGAUAUUACUCGAGUGGUUUUAACAAUGAUAAUGGUAAUGAUAUUUAUAAUGAUAAUGAUAUAAUGUAAAUGUAAAGGAAUGACAUUUUUGCCUGUUUCACACUUUUUUUGUACUUGGAAAUUGAAAUGAAAUAAAGUUCCUUU